CGGUCUCGGGUGGGGAGCGCGGGGCGGAGCAGAGGGCGGCGCGGAGGCUGUGUGCCUGGGACGGCGCCUUGGCACUGGCUCACUCUCUCGCUCGCUCUCGCUCGGAGCCGGAGCCCAGCAGCAGCAGGAGGCGGAGGAGGCGGCGGAGGGUCGGUCCGGGGAGUCGACGGGUCUGGGCGCCGAAUGACGGGCGGGCGGUUCGACUUCGACGAUGGCGGCACCUACUGCGGCGGCUGGGAGGAGGGCAAAGCCCACGGGCACGGCCUGUGCACGGGCCCCAAGGGGCAGGGCGAGUACGCGGGCUCGUGGGCGCACGGCUUCGAGGUGGUGGGCGCCUACACCUGGCCCAGCGGCAACACCUACCAGGGCCACUGGGCGCAGGGCAAGCGGCACGGGCUGGGCGUGGAGUCCAAGGGCAAGUGGACCUACCGCGGGGAGUGGGCGCACGGCUUCAAGGGCCGCUACGGCGUGCGGCAGAGCCUGGCCAACCCCGCCCGCUACGAGGGCACCUGGAGCAACGGCCUGCAGGACGGCUACGGCGUCGAGACCUACGGAGACGGAGGUACAUAUCAAGGGCAAUGGACAGGAGGGAUGAGACAUGGCUAUGGCAUGAGGCAAAGUGUUCCCUAUGGCAUGGCGACUGUGAUCCGUUCCCCCCUGAGGACAUCUCUAGCUUCACUGCGCAGUGAGCAGAGCAAUGGCACUGUUCUACAUGAUAUUACAUCAGACAGUCCAGCUGGAACUAGAGGAGGGUUUGUGCUGAAUUUUCAGAGUGAUCUUGAAGGUAUUGGCAGCAAGAAAAAAGGAGGUUUGUUCAGAAGAGGAUCCCUUCUCGGUAGUAUAAAACUUAGAAAAUCUGAAUCAAAGUCGUCGAUUUCUAGCAAACGUAGCUCAGUCAGGAGCGAUGCUGCUAUGAGCAGGAUUAGUUCUAGUGAUGCCAACUCUACCAUUAGUUUUGGAGAUGGAGACUGUGAUUACUGCCUGACAGAAGACCACGUUGAUGCCACCACAACAGAAACAUACAUGGGAGAAUGGAAGAAUGAUAAGCGUAAUGGAUUUGGUAUUAGUGAGCGCUCAAACGGUAUGAAAUACGAAGGGGAGUGGCUGAACAAUAAGAGGCAUGGCUAUGGAUGUACCAUGUUUCCAGAUGGCACCAAAGAAGAAGGGAAGUAUAAAAACAACAUUUUGGUCCGUGGAAUUAGGAAGCAGCUUAUACCAAUAAGGAACACAAAAACUAAGGAAAAGGUGGAGCGAGCACUCGAAGGUGCUCAGCGUGCAGCUGCUAUGGCAAGAACUAAGGUGGAAAUUGCAACCUCAAGAACUGCACAUGCAAGAGCUAAAGCGGAUGCUGCGGAUCAGGCUGCUCAAUCUGCUCGUCAGGAGUGUGAUAUCGCCAGAGCGGUUGCUAGAGAACUUUCCCCGAGUUUCUACCAACCAGGCCCUGAUUAUAUCAAGCAACGAUUUCAAGAGGGUGUGGAUGUUAAGGAAAACCCUGAAGAAAAGGUUCAGGAAAAACCUCCUUCCCCAAAAGAAUCCCCUCACUUUUAUCGAAAAGGCACUACACCUCCUGGGACCCCAGAAGAGAGCCCGAGGCAGAGCCCCCUCCCCUCUGCCAAGCCUUCCCCUGCAAAACCAGGCAAAAAACAAAACUCCACUUCAGAGGUUAGGAUUGUUCCAGAAAAAAAGAAUUUACCUAAUGAAAGCAUAACACCUAUGAUCAACAAACCUCUUCAUUCAAAAUCACCUGCGAAGGAAGAAAUCACAGCAAAGCAACAGCCGAAGUUGUCACCCCGCAACAAUCCUAUCAGCAAAGAAAAUGGGGAGUUGCACGGUCAUUACCAUGGCUACUAUGUGAAGACUAAUCCAACAUUGUAUCCAUAUGAGCUUGGAGAAGAUGAGGACCAUACCAACCCAGCAUCUUCAGCACUGGUAGCGUCGUCAGCUCAGAAGACAAGCCCAACUGGAGCUGGGGUUCAGUUAGAUGCCAAAGAAUUGUUAAAGAACCCUGAAUCUGCUGCACCAAAGAAUCCCACUAAUAACAACUUCUAUUCCCUGGAAAGAGAAGUUAAUUUGGGUCCUAAUUCAAUCAUGAUUGUACUGGUAAUGCUGUUGAAUAUUGGUUUAGCCAUUCUUUUUGUCCAUUUUCUAACUUGAUUGGAAUUAGGAAAGUGAAGUCAUGACAACUAGUGGCGUAAGCCCACAAUUCUCGGCAGUUGUGUCAUCAGCCUUUUAAAUGGCACGAGUCAUGUUCAGACACAGGGAAGGAGGCAUGGAAUUAGGAUGGGACACCAGAGAGAUGAAUCUUGGAAAACUCAGCCAGAGGCUUUGGGGUCCUCUGAAAGCUGAAGCGAGCAGCCAUCUUGGGGGAAAAAAUAUGCACCCACACACAAGCUUACCGAAGCAGCCCAACAAGUAGAGUGUGUUGGUUACUCCAUCAGUUCCAGCAAAGAGUGUGACUAAACUGGAAAUGUACGGAGCUGCACUUUUGUUGAUGGAAGCUAACAGCUGCCUUACUAUUUUGCCGUCUGAUGUUUUUGGUGGGGGAGAUGGGAAACUGACUGCCAGAGGAAUGUGGUCAGAGGAUUCGGUUGCUGUGGAAGCGAUUCCAGUAUUCACUCCUAUCUCAUUAGAAGAAAUAGUUAGCAGCAUCACUCACCAGUCUUAUUCCAUUACCUGCUGCUUUUAAAAUCUCCUUGCCAGUUUCUGGGAGAUUGUUUCAUUGGUUAUGCAUGAUUCUGUUCAUUUGCUAUUUAUUUAAAACUUAUGUACAGCCAUAAUGUAAUGAUAUAGACCAGCCUGGAAAACUUUGAGUUUUCAACCUGCAGUGAAUUGAAAUUAAAGCAUAUGUGCACUAUAGGUAAUUUCUUGGAUGGAUCAACAUCUUGACAACACCCUUUUUUUAAACAUAAGCCGAUGAGAAGUCAUCUUCCUUUAAAGGGUUUCACAGGCAAUAUGCAAAAUGUUUUAAGCCAUUGUUUAUAUCUUCCUAGUGAAAAGGGUAAGCAGAUUUAUUUUAGUAUCUGCAAGAUGAAUUGGUCUCUAUCAGUGUACUAGGUGAGCAAAGUGGGAUAUUUGGGAAAUGUUAUGCCACUCAAUGCUUAACUUAUUGCAAAAAAAAAAAGAUCCUGGCAUUUAAAGCCUUGCCUGCUUGCACAACGGAAGGUUUUAACUAAACGUACAAUAAAUAAUGAUUUUUAAAGGUCAAGAUUCAUGUUGAAUACAUUCAGGUAGAGCAUUUCAGUCUCUUAACGAUGACUAUCAGUUUGAUGCCUUUAAUGUUGUUAAAAUGAGUCUGUAAUCUUACCUCAGCCAGUUAAAACUUAAGCCUCAAAACUUUCAUUUGGACUCUUUGUCUUAAAUAGAUUUAUAGUCCUAUGUUUUGAUGAUGCGAUCUAUGUUUUUUUCUCCUCUUGCUACUGUAGCUUACUGUAAUACAUACUACCCGAAAGCAUGCUUGUUCACAUAUAGGAAAGUCAUAGAUGGUGUGGUCAUUUUGAAAGUCAGCAUUUUAAUUAGAUAUAAAAAGUAAAGGGCUUGGGCUUGUUUUUAUUUUUAUCGCUUAGAAAAGAGCAUUUUUCAGGGGUUUAAUUCUGUUUGUAAAUUAUAUUAUUAUUAUUAUUUUGCAUGGUUCAAAUGAAUAGGUUUUCUCAUGACUACAUUAGCUACUCAAAGAGGAAGCCAAUGAAAUGGAAACGAGCAGGGAAUGUUUCUUGUACUUUGGAGCAGCUCAGUACAGGAGAGUAACAUGGUGGCAUUUUUUGCAGAAGUGGGUUGAGAAUCCUGUGUUUUGCCCAGUGUGAAAUCGAGAAGAAAGCAGAAAGGCAGCAAAUGAAAAUUUAACAACUUACUAUAUUAAGAAAGCAAACUAUUUUUUAUUUCCAAAUUUAGAAAAGAUAUUGAGAAUCAGAUUUUUAAACUAUAUAAACCCCAAAGUUCUAUACAAACACAUUUUUGCAGUACAGCUCAGUAAAGCUAUUGACUAAAUUAAUUUUGUAACUGACAUUUAGAUAUUAUUACAUGUGUAUUAAAAAACUUUUAAAAUAUGGUUUUUGAAAAUGUUUAUAAAUGUAAGCAUGUUGUGUUUCAUUUAUAAUAUAAAUAUGUAUGAUUUAUAAGCUUUUUUAAAAACAAGGCUUCAAUCAAGAAUUGUUGGUAUUUUUCUAAAAUGUACACAGCUGUAUUUUACAUAAAAUGCUAUUUAUAGUUGGUUGUAUACUGUACACUACAUUUUGGACAGCUCAUAAGUCUGCCAAUGUACUUAAUGAUAUGUCACUUUGUCUAUUUAAAAUUUCUUGCUGUGAAUGAAUUCUUUAUGUAAUAAGCUUCUUUAUUUAUAAUUCUGGAACCCAAAAUAGAUAAUGUACAGUUUUCAUAACUGUAUUUGCUCUAAUAAAAAGGAAUUGGUUACUAA
Anolis carolinensis (green anole) is the source of this 4411-nucleotide messenger RNA. RefSeq names its product junctophilin 1 (gene jph1). The record is from RefSeq and is a predicted model, not a curated record. The transcript is spliced from 6 exons. The coding region runs from base 184 to 2154 and encodes 656 amino acids. Gene Ontology annotation, cellular component: junctional membrane complex; endoplasmic reticulum membrane; plasma membrane. NCBI's taxonomy places the organism in Eukaryota, Metazoa, Chordata, Lepidosauria, Squamata, Anolidae.